CAUAACGACACCAUGGCCCGCUUCACCGCUGUCCUUUGCACUCUGUCGGUCCUUGUGAUCGCGCUGGCGUUCGCCGAGGAGGAGUUCGGCGAGCCCCACACGAUCAUCAAGCGCUCCGAGGGCAACAAGUUCGUCAAGUACCACGGCAUAGGGGAGGGCGCGACCAAGAGCACGGGCACCCUGGACAAGUCGGGCUCGGGCCGCUUGGGCCAGAAGUCGACGGGAGGGAAACCGAGCACAUCCGACGGUCACUCCACUGUCGUUGGCGGCGUGCACUACGAGGCGGGGGGGUCGUCGGGGAAGAAAAGCCCACCCAAAAAAGGCAAGGGAAGGCGCUGAUGGGUCGACAGAGCCACACACUGAUAAUUUGAAAUAUAAUCCGGUCUGCAAAGUCUA
Messenger RNA from Frankliniella occidentalis (western flower thrips), 396 nucleotides. RefSeq lists its product as uncharacterized. The coding region runs from base 13 to 339 and encodes 108 amino acids. The record is from RefSeq and is a predicted model, not a curated record. NCBI's taxonomy places the organism in Eukaryota, Metazoa, Arthropoda, Insecta, Thysanoptera, Thripidae. The transcript is spliced from 2 exons.